UUAGCAUUCAGUUGGUGAAUUAACUUUACACUAGUUGCUCGUUCCUGUUGCUAAAUCCAAGAAUAUGAAGAGACUCGCACUCUUUGUUCUAGCUCUCGCAGCUGCCGUAAAUGCAGAUUAUGAUGCAGAUUUAGAUGUAAAGGACGUAAAUGAUUUAGCGGGUAGAUUCGAAACCGACGUGGCAACAAUAAAAGGAUGUUUGGACGAAGCUGGGACAACCAUAGUGGAAUUAGUUGAAGCAAGGAAAAAGUGGAAGAAUAUGCAAGAUACUGAUGAAAUUGAUGAAGAAACCAAAGCAGUUUUCCUGAAGCACAAUACCUUCAUAGCGUGCAUGUUGGAAAAGAAAGAAAUGAUGAAGGACUCGAAAUUAGUUCUCGACAAGAUACUGGAAGUGCUUCAGAAUGAUAAGGAUUUGAAAAACCCUCCAACUAAAGAAGUUCUGACAGAAUGCGUGACUACAUUAAACGAAAACAGUGAAAUGUCUCGAGAAGACAGGGCAGUCGGACUGGUGCUUUGCGUCUCCUCCGAAGAAGACGAAAGAUAAAAAAAACAGGAGAAAAUUCGUACAAUCUACGGGAUAACCAGACCGGACCGCCAAUCGUGAUAUUUCCAUAUAUUAGUGGUAGCAUUUUGCAAGAGAAUCUUUUCUGUCAUCGGGGUUUAAGUAAAAUAAAAUGAUGUCUCUGUAGAUUUAUAAUAUAUCUUAUUGUUGAUAUAUUCAACAAUUAUAUAUUGCUGAUAUUAAAUAAAAGACUAGUUAUAUAUUUCAUAACUAAUUCACGUAGCCUAUAACACUGUAAUACAUAAUAAUAAAAGUAGCACACUAUAU
Ooceraea biroi (clonal raider ant) is the source of this 829-nucleotide messenger RNA. RefSeq lists its product as uncharacterized. NCBI's taxonomy places the organism in Eukaryota, Metazoa, Arthropoda, Insecta, Hymenoptera, Formicidae. The record is from RefSeq and is a predicted model, not a curated record. Gene Ontology annotation, molecular function: odorant binding.